Messenger RNA from Nyctereutes procyonoides (raccoon dog), 2398 nucleotides. RefSeq names its product carbohydrate sulfotransferase 10 (gene CHST10). Gene Ontology annotation, cellular component: membrane. Lineage: Eukaryota; Metazoa; Chordata; Mammalia; Carnivora; Canidae. Bases 30 to 1085 code for a protein of 351 amino acids. The record is from RefSeq and is a predicted model, not a curated record. The transcript is spliced from 5 exons. Gene Ontology annotation, molecular function: sulfotransferase activity. Gene Ontology annotation, biological process: proteoglycan biosynthetic process; carbohydrate biosynthetic process.
GAAUUACUGAAUGGCUGACAUUUGACAACAUGCACCACCAGUGGCUUCUGUUGGCCGCAUGCUUUUGGGUGAUUUUCAUGUUCAUGGUGGCUAGCAAAUUUAUCACAUUGACCUUUAAAGACCCCGAUGCAUAUGGCGCCAAACAGGAGUUCCUGUUGCUGACAGCCGUGCCAGAUGCAGGGAAGCUGCCUGGAGAGAAACACUUUCCUGAGGAACUGAAGCCGACUGGGAAAGGGCUGGUUCAGCCCCUGGUCUAUAUGGAACGCCUGGAGCUCAUCAGAAACGUCUGCAAGGAUGAAGCCCUGAAGAACCUCUCACACACCGCCAUCUCCAAGUUUGUUCUGGACCGGAUAUUUGUGUGUGACAAGCACAGGAUUCUUUUCUGCCAGACUCCUAAAGUGGGCAACACCCAGUGGAAGAAAGUGUUGAUCGUGUUAAAUGGGGCUUUUCCUUCCAUUGAAGAGAUCCCCGAAAAUGUGGUUCAUGACCAUGAGAAGAAUGGCCUCCCUCGUCUCUCUUCCUUCAGCGAUGCGGAAAUUCAGAAGCGCUUGAAAACAUACUUCAAGUUUUUUAUCGUAAGAGAUCCCUUCGAAAGACUGAUUUCUGCGUUUAAGGAUAAGUUUGUUCAUAAUCCCCGCUUUGAGCCUUGGUACAGGCACGAGAUUGCCCCUGGCAUCAUUAGGAAAUACAGGAGGAACCGUACAGAGACCAGGGGUAUCCAAUUUGAAGAUUUUGUACGGUACCUGGGCGAUCCAAACCACAGGUGGCUGGACCUUCAGUUUGGGGACCACAUCAUUCACUGGGUGACGUAUGUUGAACUGUGUGCACCCUGCGAAAUAAAGUACAGUGUAAUUGGUCACCAUGAGACCCUGGAGGACGAUGCCCCAUAUAUCUUAAAAGAAGCCGGCAUAGACCACCUGGUGUCUUACCCCACCAUCCCUCCAGGCAUUACCGUCUAUAAUAAAACCAAGGUGGAGCGCUACUUUCUGGGCAUCAGCAAACGAGACAUCCGGCGCCUGUAUGCACGUUUUGAAGGGGACUUUAAGCUCUUUGGGUAUCAGAAGCCAGAUUUUUUGCUAAACUAAUGUGUAGAACUAAUGUGAAUUCAAAUACCUUUUAGACCAGAGGCUAACCAGAUGGGAGAUGUGAGCACAGAAAUGACAUGUCCUCCAUUCCACUCCUUCUGGAGACUCUGCAGCCUCCCAUGGACCUGUGCAUGCCUCGGCCAAUGAAGCUGGAUCCUGACCGUUACAACUUAGUUUGGACAUCAGGUGCACUGAGGGCCCUGGCAGGUCCCCCCUCGGUCUCCUCCCAAGUUGAUGCCAUUAGAAUUCUACUCUCUUCAGAACGUGAAAGGGACUGAACAUCUGCAGUCUGACAGGCUGGGAGGAGAAAUUAUAUGGUGUAGGAGUCAUUUCCCUCGGUUGUUAAAGAGGCAGACACACUGGCAGCUCCCCUAGAGGGUGGGUGGUCCUGCCCGUCACUAACGGAUUGCAAGAAUGGCACCUGGCACUUUGAGGAGAGAUAGAGAAGCUAAUGGUCUGCAAAAAUCACAUGGGGCUAAUACAGGAUCAAAUCUGGCUUUCAUCUUAGCGCUGCUAUCAUCACAGAGGCAAACCAUUCUUUCUUUCUAAGACUCUUUUGUUCCUGUGAAACUCAGAGGUGACCUGAGGGUACUUUUUGGCAGUCCAUCUUUCCAGGAUACAUGCCUUGGUACUUCUAGUCUGUAUUUCUGAACUGCGUGCUGAACAGUUGUCUCACUCAGCCCAAGAGAUGCAACUUAGGAAAGAGGGGAGUGUACAUUCUUUCCACCUGAGGAAAGGAACAUCGUGGGGGGCCUUACAGGAUAUGUAGCGUGGGGGAAGGGAGAGCUGGUUGGGUUCCCGCACUCCCACUGCGGUGGGUUUGAGCAUGUCCACGCUGAUUAUUGUUCACCUCUUUGUCCUAUCCGGAGGGACAACACCCGUCUCUGGGGCCGUCCCCUGCGGCAGAGGCAACCAUGGGCCACAUGCUGGCACUGCAGAAUCAAUGCAAUGUUCACAUGGCAAUUUCCAUUCAUCUCUGCCACAUGCUCACCACUGGACCCGAUUCUGAGAACACCAUCAUCCUGGACUAUAUGUUGGAUAAUCAAGUUCACCAGCAAUAAAACCCUGGGCCGAGGCAUCUUCCAGGCACGAAGGAGCAGGCCACAGCUGCUCUUUCAGAUGUCGCCUGACAGCGAGGGCUCUUGAGAUAUAGGCCAGGUGUCCCUGUGAGAAGUCCUAAGUGCCCGACUCUGUGCAGUACCCACGAGCCCAGCUUUUCUUCCAGGCAGCCUCAACCUCCCCUUUCUCCAAAUGGCUUCCUGAAUUUGUAAAUGUGAAAGUAAAAGAAAAUAAAAAAUAUGUGCCAAACCUGA